AUGGAGAUCUUCGGCCCCGUCACGGCCGGACAGGUGUCAUUUUUGCUAGGUCUGUUCCCUGUCCUCAUCGCGUGGAUCUACUCUGAAAUCCUCGAAUACAAGAAAUCUUUGUCGCAUGGGAAAGUUCAUUCAGACGCUAAUUUGGAUAAUGGAACCAUCAAGGAGGAUGACAAGUCAGUAUUACUUGAAGGAGGACAGUUGAAAUCACCAUCUACAAAGUUCAGGAAUUUGUCUACCAAAGCAAAUUUGUUACGGUUUAUAACUAUGGACGAGUCUUUUCUGCUUGAAAACCGUGCUGUACUGAGAGCCAUGGCUGAAUUUGGCGUUGUCCUGGUUUAUUUUUACAUUUGUGACCGGACAAACAUAUUUCCAGAAAGCAAGAAGAGCUACAACCGUGAUCUGUUUCUGUUUCUGUACAUUCUUCUCAUCAUAGCAUCAGCGCUUACUUCACUUAAGAAGCAUCAUGAAAAAUCAGCAUUUUCAGGAAAGUCCAUACUCUAUCUUAAUCGCCACCAGACUGAGGAAUGGAAAGGGUGGAUGCAGGUCUUAUUUCUGAUGUACCAUUAUUUUGCUGCUUCGGAGAUAUACAAUGCAAUCCGUGUGUUCAUUGCUUGCUAUGUCUGGAUGACUGGAUUUGGGAAUUUCUCAUAUUACUAUAUCAAGAAAGAUUUUAGCAUUGCAAGAUUUGCUCAGAUGAUGUGGAGGCUGAAUUUCUUUGUGUCAUUCUGUUGCAUUGUCCUUGACAAUGAUCUCAUGCUUUAUUAUAUCUGCCCAAUGCACACACUAUUUACUCUUAUGGUAUAUGGAUCACUUGGUCUGUUUAACAAAUACAAUGAGAUACCAUCAAUCAUGGCUAUUAAGAUUGCUUGCUGCUUCCUGUCUGUAAUUUUGAUAUGGGAAAUUCCUGGGGUGUUUGAACUAUUGUGGGCCCCCUUUACGUUUGUACUAGGCUAUAAAGAUCCAUCGCCGGCCAAGGCACACUUACCCCUGUUACAUGAGUGGCAUUUCCGAUCUGGCCUCGAUCGAUACAUAUGGAUUGUUGGAAUGAUUUAUGCUUACUUCCAUCCUAAUGUUGAAAGAUGGAUGGAGAAGCUGGAAGAAUCUGAGACUAAAGUUAGAUUAUCAAUCAAGGGAACCAUUGUCACUCUUUCGUUGACGGCUGGCUUUCUGUGGUACGAAUAUAUAUACAAGCUAGACAAAGUUACAUACAACAAGUACCAUCCCUACACGUCAUGGAUCCCUAUAACUGUUUAUAUCUGCCUGCGUAAUUGCACUCAGCAGUUGAGGAGUGCCUCUUUGGCUCUUUUUGCAUGGCUUGGCAAGAUUACACUAGAGACUUAUAUUUCUCAGAUCCAUAUUUGGCUUAGGUCUAGCAUGCCAAAUGGACAGCCAAAAUGGCUUCUUUGUUUCAUACCAGAUUAUCCUAUGCUUAACUUCAUGCUUACUACGGCGAUCUAUCUUCUUCUAUCAUACCGUGUGUUUGAGAUCACAGGCGUGUUGAAGGCGGCCUUUAUACCCAGUAGGGAUAAUAGCCGUCUAUACCAAAAUUUCAUUGCUGGGAUCGCCAUCUCAGUGUGCUUGUAUCUCUGCUCACUUAUUCUUCUGAAGGUUCCUGUUGUAUAG
Miscanthus lutarioriparius is the source of this 1623-nucleotide messenger RNA. The record is from the annotation of a GenBank genome assembly. Lineage: Eukaryota; Viridiplantae; Streptophyta; Magnoliopsida; Poales; Poaceae.